Molecule: messenger RNA, 756 nt
Organism: Synchiropus splendidus (mandarinfish)
Lineage: Eukaryota; Metazoa; Chordata; Actinopteri; Syngnathiformes; Callionymidae
Product: actin-associated protein FAM107A-like
Exons: 2
Coding region: 47-361 (104 amino acids)
Biological process (GO): actin filament polymerization; regulation of actin cytoskeleton organization; actin filament bundle assembly
Cellular component (GO): synapse; neuron projection; stress fiber
Source: RefSeq, a predicted model, not a curated record
UUGUCUCUUGAGCUUUGCUCUCCUCCUGUGUAUCGCGGUGUUUAACAUGAGCUCCGCCGCUCUCCACUAUGGGCUCAGAGGUCUGGCGCUCAGCAGCAGAACAGAACUUCAGCAGGUGCUGGAGAGGAGGAGGCGGGUGCAGAGUGAUCGAGAGGAGGAGGAAGAGACCCGGACCCCUCUGGAGGACGAGCUCAUCCGACGGCAGCAGAAACUCCUGGAGAAGGAGAAGCAGGAUGAAGAACGGGUCCAAGAGGACGUCCACCUGAUGGAGUUCGUGAGAGUGCGACAGAACUUGAGAAAGAUCCACUCAGUGAUCCAGAACAGAGCGGCCAACGGCCCGAGCGGGCCGGACCAGCGGUAACUGACGCAGGAUGGACUCAUGAGAGUGUUUUCCCCCUCUCUCUAGCAAACACAGUUUCAUCAUGGACUAGAGCAAUAGCUUUCACUGUGUAUUCAGCCUUAGCAGGGAACUGGCAGGCGAGAUGAUCAGCCUGUCCCAGGACCCGAUGACCCCGUGACCAGGUGCUACCCCUGAAGCAGCUGUUUAUACUCAACCAAUCAAACCUAUUUACUGUUUGAGGAAGUGACUGGGCGUCAAAAUCGUUCCUGAAAAUAUGGUACCAUCCAAGCACAGAGGAUUUUCUGCUCUCAUAUGAUGCUUGAAACAAGAGUGCAGAAGAAGACGUGAAGCUGCAGGGCUUGAGAGCUGCUAACUUCACUGCUCUUAGUUGUUUUGUUCAGAAACAGAAGGCGACC